UAGUUUAAGUCUAAGUAUUUAGAAGUAGUUUUUUGUGUUGUUUUAAUCCAUUGAGGAGGAAAUGUUGAAGGUGGUGUUUGUGCUUCUUUUUCUCCAGCUCUCUUCAGCUGCAGCCGACAUACCAGAUUACAAGAAAAUAGGCAACUCAGUGGUCCUCAAACCAGACUCUGCUGUUAAUCCCAGUGCUCCCAUUAAAAGCAUAAGGUGGACACAUGGACAAGACAUUGCAGCGGAUUGGGACGGAGAAGAGCUGUCCUAUUAUCGCCACUUUGAAGGUCGUAGUACGCUGAAUAUUUCAUCUGGAGCACUGACGAUCACAGGACUGAGUAGAAAUGACAGUGGCAGAUUCUCCGCAGAGAUCAACAACAAGAAACCAUCCAACUCCAUUCAGCUGCUGGUCAUCUCUCCUGUCUCUAAACCCCACAUCUCCAUCUGGUGCGACCCUCAGAUGGACUACUGUCUGUUCACCUGUGAGGGCAACACCACAGGUGCUGAACCGAUCACCUACAGUUGGGUGAUAGGCGACUACCACAUUACUUCAACAAAGGUGCACAAAUUCACAAAGGAGUACAGAGAACAUAGAUUUGCAUGUGGUUUGGAGAACCCGGUCAGCUACAGCUUCAGUGACAGUAUCCCCAACCCCUUUCCGGCUAGGUUUGAGGAUUUCAGUUUCAUCUUCAUCAUAUCUGAAUUAGUGGUGAUUGUGCUUGUGUGUGUCCUCCUUUGCAUCCUCCUAAUGUUCAAAAAAGGACAACGUGUUGAUGGGAAAACUCAAGAGAAUUUAGUAAUGAUUGCAACCGACCAGGAGCCACCGGUGGUGUGAAGCUGAAGUACGUUAGACUUCAAAUGACAGAAUCUGUGUCUGUCAGUUUUACCUCUUGUUUGUAACUCCUAUGAGCUUCAUGCAAAAGCUGCUAAAAGCUGUUUUAAAAGCAGGCAGUCAGGUCCAGGGCCGGACCAAAUGACUGCUACUGCAAGAGAGAUGUUUUGGUUGUACAUUAUUUGGGUAAGUUACAUUUUCAAAUGAGGGAGAAAGUGGAUAUUUACAAGGGAUUUGCACUGAUGCUUUUUUUCUGGUGUGUUCUAAUGCAGUAUGUACUUUUUGCACUUAAAUUCCUGUGCAAAGUUCCUUCAGUGGAGCUCUUAUUCCAGCACAAAAGUGACAAAACUGCAGCAAAGCAACAGCCUGUAAAUGUCGGUCUCCUGCAGCUCCUUUCUGCCUUUUAAUAUAUGAACUUUAAUGGUUUACUGCAGCUCCGGCUCAGGGAAAUAUGAUUGAAGCAAAUGGUAAUUACUACGCAUAUUAUCUGUUAUAAGUAGAUCUAAAAGUUUGACCAAAAAUCUCCCUCUGAUUAUUUACAACUCAUUUAAUCACUGGUCUUUUUAUUGAGCUGACAACAUCAGGAUAUUUUUAAUAUUUAUUUUAUCAGGUGCUUUAAUGAAAGAGAGUGUUUCAACAAAUGAAUGCAGUGAAUUGUUACCAAUGUGAAUAAGAUUGCUGUAUAAUCUAAAUAUUUAUCCGAUAUAAUAUAUUCAGUGAUUUUCUUUUCUGUUUUUGUCAUAUAUACUGCUAAAAUAAAUCCUCUUAAAUCCUAGAAUCAUGUUAUCACAAGAAAGAUUUUUAAACAUACCAAAGAGAAGAAAUAUUUAAUAUAUUCUGUAUUGUUACAACUCAGAAGAAAGUGUUUUGUUCAAUGGAAGAAAACUAUUUUAUUUGUUGUAUUUUGAGGUAGAUGUGUUUAGUGUCUUUCCUUUUUUGUCCACCAGAGGACGUCAUAACACUGUUACAGUUAAAUCAGCUGUUUUUUAAAGUGACUUUACACUGACUGUGAGACACUGACUCCAUUUGUGAAUCCUGAUAGAUCAUUUCGAUUUAAUUUAUUUAGUUGUAUUAACUUUUGCAUUAUUAUAAUGAUUGUUAUCAUUGUUUGUGAUGCUGAAGUAUAUGAAAUAAGUUUUCUUAUGAAUCUCUGUGUGCACAAUUUUAUUUUUUUAAAGAGGUUAAACUGUGAAGCUGUGUCCCAAAUACAUACUAAGUACUACUUCAGUACACUGUGUACUUGCAGCAGUUUGUAUACAAGAACUUCAACAUAUGUAACGCUGUAAUGCUGUAAUGCUUUACACUAACAGGAAGUGAGACAAUAUGGACGU
Messenger RNA from Anoplopoma fimbria (sablefish), 2151 nucleotides. RefSeq lists its product as uncharacterized. The transcript has 8 exons. The record is from RefSeq and is a predicted model, not a curated record. The coding region runs from base 62 to 823 and encodes 253 amino acids. NCBI's taxonomy places the organism in Eukaryota, Metazoa, Chordata, Actinopteri, Perciformes, Anoplopomatidae.